This is a messenger RNA of Brienomyrus brachyistius, 5614 nucleotides long. It is a transcript of the gene prdm10, whose product is annotated as PR domain containing 10. Gene Ontology annotation, molecular function: protein binding. The record is from RefSeq and is a predicted model, not a curated record. NCBI's taxonomy places the organism in Eukaryota, Metazoa, Chordata, Actinopteri, Osteoglossiformes, Mormyridae. Gene Ontology annotation, cellular component: nucleus. The transcript is spliced from 23 exons. The coding region runs from base 958 to 4470 and encodes 1170 amino acids.
AUAUAUUAUAUAUACAUCAUUUCUAAGUAUUGGGCGCGCUCAGAUGGACAAAGUUAUGAACACCUACAUAGCAAGUGCAAAACAAGUUCCUUUAGUAAUAGAAUAACAUCGUAUAGGCACCAUACUCAAUGAGGUAUUUAAAAAAAUUCUAUUGGACAACUGAACUGAUUUUUCCUAUUGGCUAAAGCGUAAAACGACAGGACGUUGUGAUUGGUCCUUUCGUGGAAAGCGAGCUAGCGGCAUAUUUUUUAAAAUGACAAACUAAACUUGUGUUUAAAAUGACACAGACACAAAGACACAAAAACACAACAACGCAUAGCGACGCCUCGGCGGAACCCUAUGUACGACCAAGUUCGUUCUUUGCUUCCAAAUCAGUUUGUCAAUUUGUUUUUUACCCUUUCCCAUCCGUCGCCAAUCGACGCGCACAUUCCCCCCUGUUGCCAGGCAGAUUAUGUUAAUAUAUGCAAUGCGGCCAUCUCUGCAGCUACCAUUCUGAGGUAAGGUCUACUUGUGCGUUUUCAUUAAAAUCGUCAAAAAUCGAGGGCGCCGUCGCGCCAAACCCAAAGUUUCGCCGCCAAGGCUCGCCAUUGUAAGUAUCUAUUUCAUAGUGGUGGACGGCCCGCGUUUCUCUCUCGGUAAUAAUGUGCGUGUUUUCGCGGGUCCGUUCAUCCGUGGUCGUUGUUGUUUUAGUCCCACCCAAAAUGGAGGAGCCUCCUUCCUCGUUCUGCGGCAGAAUCAGGGCUGGGCUCAACUAUGGCGGGGGGACGGGUGGGUCUGUUCCAAAUAUUCGGGGCUCGCAGAAAAUGUGGACGUCCGUGCCGACGAGGUGUCGCCGUGCGACCCCCACACACUAGGCCCCCGCCGCAAGCCCCAGGAUUCCCGCCAGCUGCAGGUGUGGCGUGAGCGGCAGAGGAGGCUGUAGGAACCCUUUCCGAGGGGAGGAGUAGGGUGGCUCUUAUGGAGACCAAGCAAGAGGCAUCCCCUGCGUGGAACCAAGGUGCCAGCGGCGAGCCUGGCAGUACCACGCAGGUACACUUUGAGGCCGGUGCUGUGGCCCAGAUCGUGUACAGCGGCGAGCAGCCGGAGCGCGGGCAGCAGCAGGUAGUCUAUGCGGCUGACGGCACGUCCUAUGCUGCGGUGGAGCCGUCGGAGCACACGUUGGUGUAUAUCCACCCGGCUGACGGCACGCAGGCCGUUUUCACUGACCAGCCCCAGGUGGCGUACAUACAGCAGGAUGGAACCACCCAACAGGUGACCGUGUUGUUGCCCAGUGGGCAAAAUAUGAACACAGCCAACCUGCAUGUGCUGAGUAACGUUGCAGAGGCACCCUCUGCUAUUCUGGAGCCUGUGUCUCAGGGGGCGCUGUCUGUUUCCAGUGCAUCCCUUCCCACCCUGGCGAGUGUGGGGGAUCCCUCUACCAGCCCUCUUGGGGCCACGGACUCGACAGUGGACUCCGAAGAUGAGGAGGAUGAUGAGGAAGGGGACGACUCAGACCUGGAUGACUGGGAGCCGGCCCCCCUCCAGCCAUUUAACCCCCAGACUCUCUGGUGUGAGGAAUGUAAUAAUGCCAACCCCUCGGUGUGCCUGAAACAUGGCCCGCUGCACCCCAUCGCCAACCGGCCUGUGCUGUCCAAGGCGCGCGCCAGCCUGCCGCUGGUCCUCUAUGUGGAUCGCUUCCAGGGCGGAGUUUACUCAAAGCGUCGCAUCCCCAAGCGCACACAGUUUGGUCCUGUGGAGGCUCCCCUGGUCCGGCAGAGCGAACUGCAGGACGGGUACAUCCACCUCAAGGUCUGCAUGCUGGACCUGGCCAAAGAUGGAGAGAAGAAGGAGGACCUGUGGCUGGAUCUCUCCGACGAGGAGCUCUGCAACUGGCUGAUGUUUGUCAGGCCCGCGCAGAACCACUUGGAGCAGAACCUGGUCGCCUACCAGUAUGGGCCAGACAUCUUCUACACUACCAUCAAGAACAUCCAGCCCAAGCAGGAGCUCAAGGUCUGGUAUGCAGCAUCGUAUGCCGAAUUUGUCAACCAGAAGAUCUACAACGUUACAGAUGAAGAGAGGAAAGUCUUGAGGGAGCAGGAGAAGAACUGGCCGUGUUACGAGUGUAACCGCCGCUUCAUGAGUUCUGAGCAGCUCCAGCAGCACCUGAACAUGCACGAUGACAAGCUGGACUUCGUCAGCCGGGCCCGGGGCCGGAGUCGUGGCCGGGGAAGGAGGCGGUUUGGGACGGGCCGCCGGCCAGGGAGGCCUCCGAAGUUCAUCCGGCUGGACACCCCUGCAGAGAGCAAUGAGGAUAAGACCAAGGAGAUGCUGGCCUUUGCAGGGAAGGGGGCUUUUGCAGAUGCGGUGGAGGGGGCCUUGAAUGGGCUGAAGGGGGUGGAGCUGGGGGCGCAGGGUGCGGCCAUGGGCCAGAUGGACGCCCAGACGACGCUUUCGGAAAUGCCCCCUGGUGCAGAGCCUGCCGCAGACGCGGCCCCCCCACCCUCUGGCACCGACACCACCUCCGAGCCUACCAAGGAUGACCCGUCCCUCGGAGGCCAGCUGGACCCCCACCUGACACCACAGGACAUGCGACGGGCCAAACGGAUUCGGAAUGCUGCCCUUCAGCACCUCUUCAUCCGAAAGAGCUUCCGGCCCUUCAGGUGUUCUCGGUGCGGCAAAGCCUUCCGGGACAAGGACAAGUUAGACCAGCACUUCCGGUACCACGGCCGGGACGGCAGCUGCCCGCUCACCUGCCACACGUGCAACAAAGGCUUCCUCAGCAGCGCCGCCCUAGAGGAGCAUCUGCACCUCCACGCCGAGCAGAGGACCUACUCCUGCCUGUUCUGCACAGAUUCCUUCGACCGGCUGGACCUGCUCAAGGAGCAUGUGGGGAUCCACCUGGUGGACGGCUGCUUCUCCUGCCCGUCGUGCAAGAAGACCUUCACAGACUUCAUCCAGGUGAAGAAACAUGUGCGCAGCUUCCACUCAGAAAAGGUCUUCCAGUGUACGGAGUGUGAGAAGGCCUUCUGUCGGCCCGACAAGCUACGCCUCCACAUGCUCCGUCACUCGGACCGGAAGGACUUCCUGUGCUCCACCUGCGGCAAGCAGUUCAAGCGGAAGGACAAGCUGCGGGAGCACAUGCAGCGCAUGCACAAUCCGGAGCGCGAGGCCAAGAAGGCGGACCGCAUCCACCGCUCCAAGACACUGAAGCAGAAGGUACCCACCACGGACUUCGAGAGCUUCAUGUUCAAGUGCCGGCUGUGCAUGAUGGGAUUUCGGCGUCGCGGCAUGUUGGUCAACCACCUGUCCAAACGACACCCGGAGAUGCGGAUCGAUGAGGUGCCGGAACUCACACUUCCCAUCAUCAAGCCCAACAGGGACUACUUCUGCCAGUACUGUGACAAGGUGUACAAGAGCGCCAGCAAGCGGAAGGCGCACAUUUUGAAGAACCACCCGGGGGCCGAGCUCCCCCCCAGCAUCCGCAAGCUGCGGCCGGCCGGCCCCGGGGAGCCCGACCCCAUGAUCAGCACGCACACCCAGCUGACAGGCACCAUUGCCACGGCACCCGUCUGCUGUCCUCACUGCGCCAAGCAGUACAGCAGCAAGACCAAGAUGGUACAGCACAUACGGAAGAAGCACCCGGAAUUUGCGCAACUUGCCAACACGGUGCAAGCGCCCCUGGCCACCACUGUCAUCAGCAGCACGCCGGCCGUCAUCGCCGACGGGGCCACUGCGGAGGCCGUGGUGACCACCGACCUCCUGACCCAGGCUAUGACGGAGCUGUCCCAGACGCUGACCACAGACUACCGCACGGCCCAGGGGGAUUACCAACGCAUCCAGUACAUCCCAGUGUCGCAGGCGGGGGGUGGACUGGGCCAGCCGCAGCACAUUCAGCUGCAGGUCGUCCAGGUGGCACAGGCCUCAUCUCCCCAUUCCCAGCAUUCCACGGUGGAUGUUAGCCAGCUGCACGACCCCCACAGCUACAGCCAACACUCCAUCCAGGUGCAGCACGUGCAGGUUGCCGAGCCAGCGGCCCAGGUGGCCGGUCAGCCGCUGAGCCCUUCGUCCCAGCAGGCGGCCCAGGAGCUGAGCCCCGCCCAGCUGACCCCUGUGACCCUCGCCCAGAGCCACGCCUUGCAGACGUCAUCCUCCCAACAACAGGGGGCAGUGCAGCACGCCUACCUACCCGGAAACUGGAACUACAGGGGUUACUCUUCAGAGAUCCAGAUGAUGGCGCUCCCCCAUGCUCAGUACGUGAUCGCGGAGGCAGGAACUCCAGUCACGGCCGUAAACACAGGCCAGGUCAAAACGACCCACUACGUCAUCUCGGAGGGGCAGACGGAGCUGGACUCCAAGCAGGCCGGCGUAGGUGCGAGUGUCACCCCGGUACAGACCGAGCAGCUGGAGCAGCAGCCGGCCACCACGCAGUACAUCAUCACCACCACCACCAAUGGUGGGGGCGCCAGCGAGGUCCACAUCGCCAAGCCGUGAUGAUUUAUCGACCACGUUGCCCCCACCGACUGGCGAGGGGGGGCCUGACUGGCCUUGGACACUGACCGUCAGAUGCCAAAUUUGCUCGGGAAGCUGAGAGGAGACAUUGCAGGUUUUAUUUUCUGGUUCAGAGGCGUCUGUAACCACCUGCCAUUACCCCCCCCCCCCCCCCCCGGUGAUUCCAAAGCCUCAUUUUGACCGGCAGUCUCGCUUGGCUAUAUUUCAGGCCCAAGUGAGCCGUUAAAGCACCUUAAAGCAAAGAAAACGGGGCAGAGGGUCAUGUGACCGAGACGCCUUUCACGGAGUGGUUAGACUCUAUGGAACGCAGGAUUGGCAGCUGCUCUGGGACGGCUGGUUUUUCCGGAACGGCCAACCAGCCCCUUUGUGUUAAUGUUGCAUUCCUCAUUCGAUUUUACUUUUGAUCAUGUUUUCACUGCAUUCAGAAAACCUGUCUCUCCUCUUCAGUGUUGUGGGAGCAGAAGAUGGAAAAAGGCUAGUGUUACAUACGUCAAACCUGACGCCAUCGUGCCCCGCCCACUGAGACCCCUAAGAAGUAUUAACUGGAAAUAAGCUUGAAUCGGGAAGGAAGAACUAGUGAUUUGUGACCUGAUUUUGUUUUUUUUUUUCCCAGCAGCCCCAUUACCCACAACGCCCUGUUUCAUUACAUGGCUGAACGCAUCUACUAAAAGCCAAAAAUAGACCGUAACUGAUCAGAGUCAGACCGUCUGUAAAAACAUGGUCAGUGGAAGGAUUGGGAUUGACCGUGUGACUCUGCCUUUUAAGGUGCACUGUGAGAACCCUUUUGCAGUCUGAGCAGACUCUAAAGUCCCGUUCGCAGUUCUGUCUCCAUGGUUAUAACCCCCACUGACUCCCAGCCCUUAAUCCCCAGGGGCCGUCACCCUUCUCAGUGUGUUGUGUACUUUCAGCUGUGGCUUCCAGCAUCCGGGGGCACAGAAGGGAGUCCUUUCCCAUAUUUAUUUUCCCAAUUUUCAGAGCAUACUCUCCGGAUAAACUUGUACAAUGUAUAAAAAAGAAGUAUUAUUAAGAACGGAUUAGUUUCCUUUGCUGUACAGAGAUUCCCAUUGUUUCAAGUAAAGCUGUCCUGUUGUCAUUAGUGUUGGAAAAUUAAAGAAAUCGUUUUAUA